Porites evermanni is the source of this 2190-nucleotide messenger RNA. Lineage: Eukaryota; Metazoa; Cnidaria; Anthozoa; Scleractinia; Poritidae. The record is from the annotation of a GenBank genome assembly.
GUCAGUCUAAAAAAACUCUCAAGGAAAGCUUUCACGCAAUUGGAUAAAAAGGCUGGAUUUAAUCUACUCCAGGCGGCUGAAUAUGACAUUGUUUUAAAAGCUCAAGGACUUCCAAGUUAUAAAAGUAUCAAAAGACUUUAUAAUGAGUGUGCUAAGGACAACAGUAGACAGAUUAAGCUGCAGUGGGCUACAUGUAAUGAUGAUGCGGAACAAGCUGUUGAGCUUGUAUUAAAUGACGGUGUAGAUAUUAAUGCCCGAGCGUCAGAUAAUGAUUACACAGUUUUGAUGCAGGCGAGUCGUUCAUCCUCAAGUCAGUUCAUCGAGACCCUCAUUGAUCUUGGAGCUGACAUAAGUAUCCAAAAAAAAAAAGAGUAAAGAAACACCAUUAAAAUUAGCGGCUGUUUAGAACAACUAUAUGGCAGUGUGCUUGCUAGUAAGGCACGGAGCUUAUGUAGAUGUUCAGGACAGUUAUGGAUUCACACCACCACACAUUUCAGUCAGAAGAGGUCGCGAAAAUCUUAUCAAAUUACUACUUGCAAACAAAGUAGAUGUAAAUAUUCAAGAUGCAGAUGGAUGUACACCCUUGUACUGGUGUGUCAGAAGGGGUAACGAAAACAUCUGUAGAUUGUUACUUGAACACAACGCGGAUGUAAAUAUUCAAGAUAAUGAUGGAUAUACACCCUUGCACCGGUGUGCCAUAUGGGGUACGGUAACGAAAACAUCUGUAGGUUGUUACUUGAACACAACGCGGAUGUAAAUAUUCAAGAUAAUGAUGGAGAUACACCCUUGCACCGGUGUGCCAUAUGGGGUAACGAAAACAUCUGUAGGUUGUUACUUGAACACAACGCGGAUGUUAAUAUUCAAGCUAAAGAUGGAUGUACACCCUUGCACUGGUGUGCCAGAGAGGGUAACGAAAACCUCUGUAGAUUGUUACUUGAACACAACGCGGAUGUAAAUAUUCAAGCUAAAGAUGGAUGUAAACCCUUGCACUGGUGUGCCAGAGAGGGUAACGAAAACAUCUGUAGGUUGUUACUUGAACACAACGCGGAUGUAAAUAUUCAAGAUAAUGAUGGAGAUACACCCUUGCACCGGUGUGCCAUAUGGGGUAACGAAAACCUCUGUAGAUUGUUACUUGAACUUAACGCCGAUGUAAAUAUUCAAGACAAUAAUGGAGAUACACCCUUGCACUGGUGUGCCAGAGAGGGUAACGAAAACCUCUGUAGAUUGUUACUUGAACACAACGCGGAUGUAAAUAUUCAAGCUAAAGAUGGAUGUACACCCUUGCACUGGUGUGCCUUUAAGGGUAACGAAAACCUCUGUAGAUUGUUACUUGAACACAACGCGGAUGUAAAUAUUCAAGCUAAAGAUGGAUGUACACCCUUGCACUGGUGUGCCUUUAAGGGUAACGAAAACCUCUGUAGAUUGUUACUUGAACACAACGCGGAUGUAAAUAUUCAAGCUAAAGAUGGAUGUACACCCUUGCACUGGUGUGCCUUUAAGGGUAACGAAAACCUCUGUAGAUUGUUACUUGAACACAACGCGGAUGUAAAUAUUCAAGCUAAAGAUGGAUGUACACCCUUGCACUGGUGUGCCUUUAAGGGUAACGAAAACCUCUGUAGAUUGUUACUUGAACACAACGCGGAUGUAAAUAUUCAAGCUAAAGAUGGAUGUACACCCUUGCACUGGUGUGCCUUUAAGGGUAACGAAAACCUCUGUAGAUUGUUACUUGAACACAACGCGGAUGUAAAUAUUCAAGAUAAAGAUGGAUGUACACCCUUGCACUGGUGUGCCUUUAAGGGUAACGAAAACAUCUGUAGAUUGUUACUUGAACACAACGCGGAUGUAAAUAUUCAAGAUAAUGAUGGAGAUACACCCUUGCACUGGUGUGCCAGAGAGGGUAACGAAAACCUCUGUAGGUUGUUACUUGAACACAACGCGGAUGUAAAUAUUCAAGAUAAAGAUGGAUGUACACCCUUGCACUGGUAUGCCUUUAAGGGUAACGAAAACAUCUGUAGAUUGUUACUCGAACACAACGCAGAUGUAAAUAUUCAAGAUAAAGAUGGCUCUACCCCGCUGCACCUGUCAGCUCGUAGAAACAGAGAUUGCAGUAAGAUAAUCGAUCUCCUGGUGAAGUAUGGGGUACAAAACAUAAACAUCCACGAUGCAGAAGGUUUGACUCCUCUUCAAUUG